Molecule: messenger RNA, 3409 nt
Organism: Ornithorhynchus anatinus (platypus)
Lineage: Eukaryota; Metazoa; Chordata; Mammalia; Monotremata; Ornithorhynchidae
Gene: USP37
Product: ubiquitin specific peptidase 37
Exons: 23
Coding region: 245-3154 (969 amino acids)
Biological process (GO): protein deubiquitination; G1/S transition of mitotic cell cycle
Cellular component (GO): cytosol; nucleus
Molecular function (GO): cysteine-type deubiquitinase activity; cysteine-type endopeptidase activity
Source: RefSeq, a predicted model, not a curated record
CGUCCGCCCGCUUCCCGCCAUCAGCCGGCCGCCCUGACAGGGACGGUCAGGGAGGCCGCUCCUCCUCCUCCUCUUCCUCCUCUUCUUCUUCCUCCUCUUCCUCCUCUUCUUCUUCUUCUUCUUCUUCUUCCUCCUCCUCUUGCUGCCGCCCCCCCCCCCCCGCACCGGGGCCGUCGCGGACCGUCGAGGACCGCGGAGCCGCCUGAGGAAUUCUGCCCCGAGGCGAGUCGUCUGCAAAGGUAAGAUGGCCCCUCUGAAGAUCCACGGCCCGAUCCGAGUGCGCAGCAUGCAGACGGGAAUCACCAAGUGGAAGGAAGGAUCCUUCGAGAUCGUGGAAAAGGAGAACAGAGUCAGCCUCGUCGUGCACUACAACGCCGGAGGAAUUCCCCGGACGUUCCAGCUGAGCCACAACAUUAAAAACGUGGUGCUCAGACCCAACGGAGCCAAGCAGAGCCGCCUCAUCCUGACGCUGCAAGACAACAGCUACUUGUCCAUCGACAAGGUCCCCUGGAAGGACGCCAAUGAAAUGCGAGUUUUCCUCGAUGCGGUCCAUCAGGACAGGCUUCCCACAGCCACGAAGCCUUCCCAGGGGUCCGGAAGUUUCGGAGGAAUUUUGGGCAGCAGAACCCCUCAGCAGGAAAUCAACCGGCAUUUCUCCUACAUAGAGAACCAGCCCCUCUCCAAGAGAGCAAGCCUGGAGCCGAAAGAUGAGACUCCGUUUCGGAAGGUCCUCGGGAAUCCCGGGCGGGGGGCCGCCAAGACCCCGACGGGAAACGGGACGUCCGGUCCCCGCUCCGGCGCCUCGCUGACGCCCGCCGCCUCCACGCCCCUCAGGGCCGGGACGUCGGAAAACCGGAACGAGAAGAGGAAACGGAUGCUCUCCUGCGGGUCGGAGCUGAACGAAGAUUACCCCAAGGAGAACGACUCGUCGUCCAACAACAGAGCCGUGACGGACCCCGCGAGAAAAUAUCUAACCAGCGGCCGGGAGAAACAGCUGAGUUUGAAACAGGCGGAGGAAAACCGAACUCCAGGGGUUCUGCCGUUGCAGUCGUCGUCCUUCUACGGCAGCAGAGCCUCGGCCAAAGACCACGCAGCCGCAAACGCCAACGGAGACAGGUCCGGCGUUUCGAGUCAGACUCCCUCCGCCAAGAGGAGCCUGGGGUUUCUCUCGCAGCCGGCCCCGCUGUCGGUCAAGAAGCUGAGGUCUAACCAGGAUUACGCCGGCUGGAAUAAACCCAGGGUGUCCUUCGCUACCCACCCCCAACAGCAACUGCAGGGCUUCUCCAACCUGGGAAAUACCUGCUAUAUGAACGCCAUCCUGCAGUCUUUGUUUUCCCUUCAGUCGUUUGCUAACGAUCUGCUCAAACAAGGAAUCCCUUGGAAAAAAAUCCCCCUGAACGCACUGAUCAGGCGCUUCGCCCAUCUCCUUUCCAAGAAGGACGUCUGCAACUCGGAGACGAAGAAGGAUCUGCUCAAGAAAGUCAAAAACGCCAUUUCGGCCACGGCGGAGCGGUUCUCGGGUUACGUGCAGAACGACGCUCACGAGUUUCUGAGUCAGUGUCUGGAUCAGCUGAAGGAGGACAUGGAGAAGCUCAACAAAACCUGGAAGAGCGAGCCGGGGUCCGGGGAGGAGAACCCGCCCGGGCCCGGGCGGCCGGCCGAAGACGGCGCCGCCGGCCGGGUCUACACCUGUCCCGUGGUCACCAACCUGGAGUUCGAGGUCCAGCACUCCAUCGUCUGCAAAGCCUGCGGCGAGACGGUCCCCAGACGGGAACAGUUUAACAACCUGUCCAUCGACCUGCCCCGAAGGAAGAAGCCGCUGCCCUCGCGCUCCGUCCAGGAUUCCCUCGAUCUCUUCUUCCGGGCGGAGGAGCUGGAGUAUUCCUGCGAAAAGUGCGGCGGGAAGUCCGCCGUCGUCAUGCACAAAUUCAACCGGCUUCCCAGAGUCCUCAUCCUUCACCUGAAACGCUACAGCUUCAACGUGGCCCUGUCGCUGAACCACAAGGUGGGCCAGCAAGUGGUCAUCCCCCGCUUCCUCACCCUGGCCUCCCACUGCACCGACGCCACCAAGCCGCCGCUGACCCUGGGCUGGACCGCGCACCCGCCGCUGAAGUUCACGUUCAGAUCGAAGAGCUCCGCGGCCUGCAACCUGGAUUCGGACAGCGAGGACGAGCUCCUCAGACGCUCGGUGGCUCCCGCCCAGAGGCCCGGCGAGGCGUCCGGCAGAGAGCCGCAACCCGAGGAGCCGGAGAAGGGUCCGAGACGCGGGAAGGCGGAGGGGCCCCGGGGCGAGGCGGGCCUGGAGGGGCUGAGCGAGGACGAGGUGCUGGCCGCCGUCCUGGAGAUCAGCAGGAGGGAGGGGCCCCCGGCCCCCGGCCCCGACGACGUCCUCGCCGCCGACGACAAGCCCACCAGCAGCCCGGACACCGGCUUCGCCGAGGAAGACGGCCAGGAGACGCCCCCGCACCCGGACCCCGCGGAGGGCGACAGGCCCAGGCCGGCCCCGGAGCCGGGUCCCGCCGGCUUCCCCGAGAUCACCAAAGACUUCGACGAGAACAAGGAAAACAAAACCCCGGAGGGCUCCCAGGGGGAGGUGGCCUGGCUCCAGCAGUACGACAUGGAGCGGGAGAGGGAGGAGCAAGAGCUUCAACAGGCCCUGGCCCAGAGCCUCCAGGAACAGGAGGCCCGGGAGCAGAAAGAAGACGACGACCUGAAAAGGGCCACAGAACUCAGUCUACAAGAAUUCAACAGCUCUCUGCUGGACGGGACGGGCUCGGACGAAGACUCGGGAAACGAGGACAUUUUGGACAUGGAGUACACGGAGGCCGAAGCGGAGGAGCUCAAGAGAAACGCCGAGACGGGAAACCUUCCCCACUCGUAUCGGCUCAUCAGCGUCGUCAGCCACAUCGGCAGCACCUCCUCUUCGGGCCACUACAUCAGCGACGUGUACGACAUCAAGAAGCAGGCCUGGUACACCUACAACGACCUGGAGGUGUCCAAGAUCCCCGAGGCCUCGGUGCAGACCGUCCGCGACCGCAGCGGCUACAUCUUCUUCUACAUGCACAAGGAAAUCUUGGACGAGCUGCUGGAAACGGAGAAGAGCUCCCAGUCGCUCAGCUUGGAGGCGGGCCGGGCCGCCCGGCUGACUCCGUGAGGGUCGAGGGCGGGACGUGGAGAUGGAUCCCCCUGAGGAGAAAAAACUUCUAGAGCCGCGCUCCGCCCGGCAGCGCGAAGCGCCUCGGGGCCAGGCCCGGAGGGGAGACCAACCGACCCACGGAUGGGCGGCCGGGAUCCCGGGGAACCUCCCCACGCUCGGCCCCGGCCCCUCGGACGCUCCCGCCCCGUCUCUCGGCGGGAGGACGGAGGAGUCGAACUUGUGCCGGUUCCAGGAACCCACGGUAGCUCUUUU